Rotaria sp. Silwood2 is the source of this 525-nucleotide messenger RNA. The record is from the annotation of a GenBank genome assembly. Lineage: Eukaryota; Metazoa; Rotifera; Eurotatoria; Philodinida; Philodinidae.
AUGCAAUUAUCAAAAACAAAGAAACUUAACGAUAAUGAAGUUCACAAACAUGCUCAACAACUUGAAUUACAAAAUGCAUCUAGCUGCCAACCAUCCUGGGCAACAACACAAAUGAAAGAACGAAGUAAACAUGAGAUUUUAAUUAAGGCUCUUAGUGUUAAAUUGUUGCCAGCAGAGUUAGGUAGUGUUACAUAUCGAAAUGAUAAGGCAGCAUUGCAAUUUUUACGUCAUGUGCUUCUUAUUUACACGAAGAAAUUCUUGAAAAACUGUUUAGGUUGGAUGAUUGAUGAAAGCACUUCUCGAAAUGUAAAAAACAGUCUCAUAAUCUAUGCCAGAUAUUUCGGAAAUGGUGAAUCUAAAACAAAUUUUUAUGGAGUUUUGGGCUUAGAUGGUAGUGAUUCAAUCGUAAAUAUAGCCAAUGGAAUUAAAUUAUUGUGGCGAAAAGACGAUUUAAAUCCUGAGAAAACAUGUUGGCUUGCUGCUGAUAAUGCUGCUAUAUUUACUGGUAUUAAGCCUUUGUUUUAA